Messenger RNA from Hyposmocoma kahamanoa, 534 nucleotides. RefSeq lists its product as uncharacterized. The transcript is spliced from 5 exons. Bases 6 to 407 code for a protein of 133 amino acids. Lineage: Eukaryota; Metazoa; Arthropoda; Insecta; Lepidoptera; Cosmopterigidae. The record is from RefSeq and is a predicted model, not a curated record. Gene Ontology annotation, molecular function: odorant binding.
CGCGGAUGGAUCAGGAGAUAUCUCCAUCUGCAGACGCCCAGGAAAACGUUGUACCAUUAUUUGAACUCGAUAAUGUUCUAAAGGAGUGUAAUAAGACUUUUAGGAUUGAGGCUUCUUUCAUGGAAGAUCUUCAACAAAGCGGUAGUUUCGCUGAUGAGACUACCAAAACACCGAAGUGCUACGUGCGCUGCUUGCUGGACUUGACAGGAGUGACAGAGCUCGAGGACGGUAAAUACGACCCUGAGCAAGCGGCCUUACUGUUUGAUGGACAGCUGGAAGGAACACAGAAGAACGAUGUUGAAGAAAUGGCUAAAGCCUGUAUGGAGAAUCGAGAUGAAGAUUUGUGCAACAGAGCGUACGCGUUUGUAAAAUGCGUACUGGCGAAAAAGAGAAACAAAAUACGAUAAAUAUUCAUUAAACUUAGUGGAAACGUGUCCAUGUGAACGCGCCUACGAAUUCGUCAAAUGUCUCCGACAAAUGGAACUUCAGAAAUAUGAUUCACAGACUUAAAAAAGAAAACGGCUGUUUUAUUCC